CUUGAAAGUGGGUGGGGUUAGAGCACCUGACACCAGGAACGGCAGGUCGCUUCAGUAGUCAGUUUACCUUGACAAGCGGGUCAACAUCGCUCACACACCACAAACACAAACACACACACACACAGGCACGAACAAAUACAGACACUCAAUAAAACACGCCUCGUUCCGUGAUAACAUUAAUAUUAUUCCUCUAUCGAGAGUAAAGGAUUAUUUUAACGAGGUAAUCCAAGAACGUGAGUGGAUCCCUGACAUGGACUAUCCCGACUGGCAGGCUCCUGAUGCAUCAAACUGUACCGUUCCCUGACAGCUUGAGUCUUGAAGGAAACCAAAGCUCCCAGAACUCCAACUUCCAGCUUUUCCGGAACAAUCAGCAGGGGUUCCAGGACCAGCAGCAGGGCUCCUGGUCAUUCCAGAAUCAACAACAGAGCCCCGGGUGGUUCCAGAAAUGGCAUCAGGGCCCCCAGAGGUUCCAGAACCAGCAGCAGGGCCCCCAGCUGUUGCAAGAACAGCAAAAACCGUGGUUCUUCCGACAACCAUUCCAACCAAAUUCACAACAGAACCAACAAAACCAUUUUCCAAACCAGUAUUACAACACAGAUUCUGUCUCCUUCAACAACUCCUGGCUGAAUUGUCGAUCAUUUAGCAAUGGCUGCUCAUUGCCUUCAAGUCUGUUCUGGAAUCCGACUGCCUUACAGCAGCAACAACAGAACUCAACCUCAUCCCAGAACUACCAAAAAGGAAGAUAUCAACAACAGAAGCCACAGACAAACAACCAAAACCAAACUGGAAACAAGAGACAACAGAACUUACAUUCAAACAACCUUCCUGAAGUAAAAAAACUCCAGCACCAGAACCAUGGCAACACAGGCUAUGAGAGAAACCGUCAACACACACCCAAUGAAAGCUAUAUCAGCAAAUCUACACUUCCACCCUCUCCUCCUUGUAAGCAGACAGAGUCACUACCUGCUGCGAAGUACAUAGUAGAUGUCUCAGAAGAGCAUGAAACAAGAACACGAGGCAAGAACAAUAAAUCAGAGGGUCUGAAAGAGUUCACGUCGCCAGACAAUAGUGAAGUGUUGGAUGAAAAGACUUUGGAAAAUUCACUUAAACAUUAUAGUGAGGUUUUGGAAGAGGUUAAUAAAACACCAAACAGUUCGUCAAACUAUAAACGUGAAUCUUGUCAAGAGAUGAAUGAGGUGUUCAAUGAAGAGUUAAAUGAUUCAGUUGGCAGUAAAACUAAGAUCUUGAUACCUAGAGUUUCACGUAUAAACACGAGAGAUUCUUUUAUGGAUUCACCCAAGGUGUCUAAAGAUUCACUUAAUAAAUUCAGUAAUGUUAUAAAUGGUUUUAAUAAGGUGCUAAAAGGAUCAUUUAAGAAUGGUGUAUUAAGUUAUUCAUGUGAUAAUAACAUUAAGAGUAUUGACUUUGUUACAAAAUCAAAUGAAGUGCUAAUGUAUUCACUUGAAGAAGAGACAUUAAAAGAUUCACGUUUAGAGAACAAUGAGAAUUUACAAGAUUCACUCAACAAAAAAAGUGUUAUUCUAAAAGAUUCAGAUGAUAAAUUAAGCAACUCACUUAAAAGGAAAUGUGAAGUAUCAAAAGAUUUACUCACAGGAUCAAAUAAAAUGAUAAAAAAAUCAUUUAACAGUGGUGGUGAAGCCUUAAAAGAACUAACUAUGAAUAACCGAGACUCAUAUAAGUAUCUUACUAAUACCAGCCACAACACAGAAAGAUGUUCAUCUGAAAACAAAAUUGAUGAUUCGGAAGAUUUAUCCAGAAAGAUGGAUACACUGUCAGGGCAAUAUGACAGAGGAGUAUCUAAAGAUGUAUCUAAACACAAAAUUGAGUAUUUAAAAGAUUCACCAACAAGGAAAAGUAAGAUACAUUCCACUGAGAAAGAUAUUUGUAAAGAUUCAUGUCAAACUAAAAACAGGACAUUGAGAGAUACGGUGAAGAGUAAAUUUGACAAACAUAGAUAUAGAGAUUCAGAGAAACAUAAACAUUCAGUGCACAAAGAUUCAUCAAGACCCAAGAGUAAAUUUGCUAAAGAUUUGACUAAAUUGAGUGGUGAGAGGUUGAAGCACUUGCCUAACACCAAACACAGCAGUGAUUCUAAGGUUAAAAAGACGUGUGAUAAUGACCGACCUUAUAGUCCAUCAUUUGAAUGGGGGAAACUAGUACAAGAUUCUCACCGAAACUCUGAACGUCAUAAAGUACACAAGUCUUCACCUAGAAUUAAAAGUGAGAGUAACACAGUUGGUGACUCAUUGAAGAGAACAAAACUUGAUCGAGUACAUCGACAAGACUCAACACCACUGAAGUCUUCAAGAUCUGAAAAAUAUGAAGAAGUAAAUCAAGGUCCACCAAAGAAGUUCAAAGAUCACACCUUGAGGAAUUCCACAUCACCAAGGAAGUGCACCUCUUCUCCAGCUGUAUCUGAGACCUUCAUUUGUUACAUCUGCAAGGAGAAGGUGAAGGAAUACCGUGCCACAUCACACCUUUACUUUGGCUCCUUACAGUGUUGUGACUGUGACCACAAAAUUCUCUCCUGUAAGAACUUUCGGAGGCUGAGGAGGUCUAUGUAUACCAACAAAGAUACGACAUCGUGUUCGCACAAGUUUCUGAGUUGGUUCAACGAUCCAUUGUCCUUCUUAAAGAACAGGAUAAAGAAGGAACUCAUACUAAAGACAUCAAGGAGCUCAAAGGUAAUGGGAACAGAUAUUGUCAAAGGAGUUUCUCUGUAUGUUAAGUGUCUCGGCACCCUUGAAUGUAGUACACCUUGGAAGUCGGCCAUCAGACGAAUGAGGAAAUUCAUAGCAUCUGAGGAGACCCUGGACAGAGACCUGAUUAAGGCUAAUAAGGGGUGUGUUUUGAGUUUAUGUAGUCAGUCACAAGUGGAGACAAAACCAGAGAGAGAUAACAGAUGUUCCGAAGGCAAAUACAGUUCUAAAUCUAAAGGUGAAGGAAGUAAAAAUGACCUGCAUAAAAAUGAUCUACAAGUUGAACUUACCCAAAGACAACCGAGUUUACUAGAAAGUUUGUUGCCUUCUGAACCUCAGACCACCAGAGAUGAGAGAAUACCCCAAGAAGUUGAGGAAGAAGCCAUCAUACCUAUGACAGAGUGGGAAGUCGAUGUUAUUCCUUUGGUUGUACCUGAACACUUCUUUGUUGAUGAGGCCAAUAAUGUACCUGUGGUGAUGGAUGAGGCUAGCGCUGUCGAAAAUGUUGAGGAUCCAGGAGGAGCCUCUGGAUCCUUAGCAUUUUUGAAGAUUUCUCCAAAAAAAGUGACAUCAGCAGAAUUCGUUUCUGCAAAAGGGGACGAAAUGGAGGAAGUUAUAACUAGAGAGGUAGAACCUGUGACAGUAAAGGGUGAAGUACAGCCCAUCCCUGGUCAAGAACUCCUGUCUGAGGGAGUAAGUAGUGAUGAGGUUGCUGCUGGUGUUGCAAAUAUCUUGUCUGAAGUGGAAGGUAAAGAGGAAUUCGAAUGUAAGGAGACAAAAGAGGAUGGGCUCGUAACUGAUGAAAUGGAGGAGAUGAGUUUUAUAACUGAGGAAGUAAGGGAGCUGGAUCCUGAGAUGAUAUCUGAAGAAGCAGCAGAAUAUAUGGAGCACGUGGGAGAAGAUGUGAGUGAAGUGGACAUCGUCCCUGAAGUGGAGGACGGUGAGGAUGAACCUGAAGAUGAAGAUGUGGACGACUUUAUGGAUAAAAUCGAAUUGGAUAUUACCCAAGCUGGGCUGGAAGACGUGAGUACAGAAAUUAAAACUGAUGGCGAACCCAAGAAGAAGUCACAGGACAGUGGUGAGGUAAAUAAGUCCUGCAAGAUGGAGGAGGAAAACGAAGACAAUGAGUCACAGGUUGUCAAGAGAUAUAACCUCCGCAGCCGCCGACACAGACACACACCGUCAAUGUCCUUUCUUGAGAAGCUGGACGAGUAUGAGAAGAAACAGCUGUGGAAACACAUCCUCCCAGCAGCCAAGGCUUUUCAUGAGAACUCGAUGAGAGACAAGAAGGAGUCCCUUCAUCUGACCUUCAACUCAGAAGAGGCAAACGAUGAGUUCAUGGUGGACAUCCUACUGUCGCAGACCUAUGGAUUGGAACAGCUGGAUGAGGUCACAGAGUAUAUCUCUGUCGGGGACAGCAAGUCCGAGAGCAUUGUGUCUCGGGUUAAGGACGCCAUUGAAAAUUCCCCUCUGUUCUUGAAUACACCUGGCUUCAUCCCCCCUACACACCUCACAAGGGCAACCUCGAGGGCACUUCUCAGAUCCUAUGCUAGAAGACGCAUCCCAGAAAGAAACAAAAGACUACAAGAGAAAGAAGAAAGUGUCAAGACGACUCCCCCAAACACCCACCACCCCGAGCCUUUGUUGUGUGAGGAUGACUUACCUCGGAGUAGACUAUCUAAGGUACACAUUGUUGCACCUCCUCCUGAUGGCUACUAUUACGUGGUCACCUACCCUCGGCAGCCAUGUCCUAAAGAGUGUCCUAUGUGUUAUUAUAGGAUAUUCCCGUCCAUGUUCUCCCUGAAUCUACUCACGAACUUGGCGACGGCCCGCUGCUUUGGGUGUCCACUGACAAUCUACGUGGUACAUGAGCCAGUCGACACCUCCCUGCCUAAGAUAAUCUUCAGCAGCAACAAAAAAAACAAAAAAGAAUACAGUGUUGGUGAUAGAGGAGCUUCAGAAGAAAUAUAUAACAAACCCAAGCCAGCCAGGUACAAGAAACCCACCACUGACAAGACCAAAAGAAGGAGAUUAUCAAUUGAACAGUUUAUAAAGACAUGAACAUUGAAUCAGUAGAAAGAUCAACAAAGCACACGAACAGACAUUACCGUCUUGUUUCUUGCCAUGGGACACAGUUGUGAGAGUUUUGCCAGAUGAACACUAGCCCAUGCCGUCCUUGAAGUUAAUCACUUGUACUAUGGCAUGAGAUGUGCUCUUUCCUCUCACUGGUGCUUGUUAAGUGCAGUAUACUGUUGUGAUAUAGCGUAAACAAACGGCAUUACUCCGUUUCAAAACAGGUUCAAAUGAGAUUCUCAGAGGUUUUUGUUUUUGUAUUAAUUUCUGUCCCUUUUCUACAUGUUUAUAGUUAUUAAGGAGCUCGACCAAAGUUAUUUUAUUUCUGUCCCUUUUCUACAUGUUUAUAGUUAUUAAGGAGCUCGACCAAAGUUAUUUUAUUUCUGUCCCUUUUCUACAAGUUUAUAGUUAUUAAGGAGCUCGACCAAAGGAAUUUUAUUUCUGUCCUUUUUCUAUGAGUUUACAGUCAUAAAAAACUGAACCAAAGAUAGUUUAUGUUGCCCUUUUUGUGCACAAGAUGUGAUGUUUUUUUUUUUAUUAAAAUUUUAAUUUGAAUUUACAUUACA
This is a messenger RNA of Homarus americanus (American lobster), 5359 nucleotides long. RefSeq lists its product as uncharacterized. The record is from RefSeq and is a predicted model, not a curated record. The transcript has 2 exons. NCBI's taxonomy places the organism in Eukaryota, Metazoa, Arthropoda, Malacostraca, Decapoda, Nephropidae. Bases 279 to 4781 code for a protein of 1500 amino acids.